Molecule: messenger RNA, 2049 nt
Organism: Leptopilina boulardi
Lineage: Eukaryota; Metazoa; Arthropoda; Insecta; Hymenoptera; Figitidae
Gene: Sap30
Product: histone deacetylase complex subunit SAP30 homolog
Exons: 4
Coding region: 666-1193 (175 amino acids)
Biological process (GO): regulation of DNA-templated transcription
Cellular component (GO): histone deacetylase complex
Molecular function (GO): transcription coregulator activity; protein binding
Source: RefSeq, a predicted model, not a curated record
GUGUCUCAGUCCAAAGCAAAGCCGGAUUUUCUCCCGAUAUACGACGACGUGAGAAAACUUUUGUGUGACGCAUAUGUGCCGAUUUUUCACAAUCAACUUUCUCAACAAAAAAUAAAAUAUUCUUAAUAUGAAUUGAAUUAUCAAUUUUUUUUUAACAAAAAGUUGAUGAAACGAGGAAUAAUCUUUAAAAAAAAGAAUUGACAAAAUUCAUGUGUUAAAACUAUAAAGUUUCAAGUGCCGAAAACGAUAAUACAUAGCGGACGAAAAAAAUUAUUUUUUUAGCUCCUCCUGUCAUCGAAAAAGUGUUUCGCCUUGAAAAACAAUAUUAAUUAGAUUUUUAUUUUGUAAUUACAAUUACGAAUAAAGAAAAUUUGAAUUUUCAGUGAAAAUUCAUAUUACAUAUUCAGUGAAAAAAAAAAAAAAAAAGUGGGAAAAAUAAUUUCACGUGAACAAUCCAAAUUUGUGUAUGUGUGUAAGGUGUAUUUGUGUGUGAGUUAAAAAAAAAUCAUGUGUGAAAAGUGUGACCUUCGUGAAAGAAAAAAAUUUUUCCUUGAAAAUUCAUGAAAUUCUAAACAUUAUUUUGAAGAGGAUUGAAAUAAUUAUUUGUUUUUUUUUUCAAAUACUUUAUAAGUGAUAUACAAGUGUUUAUUUGUUCUUCGAAGAAAAUGAACGGAUUCAGUACCGGAGAAGAAGAUUCCAGAGGAGCGGCGGAUCAAAUUUGUUGUUUGAUUGACGAGGGCGAAAGAUGUUCGCGACCAGCAGGAAAUGCUUCAUACAGCAAACGCAUUCAAAAAACCGUCACUCAACGAAGAUUGAAACUCAACAUCGAUCCAAUGGCUCGUCAUAUUUACAUUUGUGAAUAUCACAAAUUAGUAAUUCAAAAUGCAAGGACGAAGCAACAACAGCAGAGAAGGCGGAAAGACUCGGAGGAUGAUUCCGGGGAAACAGACAACGAUCAACCGGAAGUUAAUCUUUUUCAACUGCAAUUUGGAACUUUGAAGCGAUAUAAGCGACAUUUCAAAAUUCCAACGAAACCCGGAAUCAAUAAAAAUCAACUUGCUGAUACUCUUAUGAAGCACUUCAAAACAAUUCCAAUUGUUGAAAAAGAAGCGUUGAGUUUCUUCUUUUAUGCUGUGAAGACAAAUGCAAAUAAACUCGAUCAAAAAAAUGGAUUGAACAGUGAUACAACGUAGCCGAAAUUUCCAUUUGUGAAAUCAAUUAAUGUUAACACAUAAUUUUACUCCCGACAAUUAUACAUAUAGAUAUAUAUAGCUUUUGUUUGUCAAUGAAAUUAUACAAGACGUCCUACGUAACAAUCGUGCGACUACAAUGAAAAAAAAAAAAAAUUCCCCCUCCUAAAAAUUAAAAAAAAAAAAAAAAACAUCGAGAGAGAUGAAAAAAUAGACUGAAAAAAAUUCGAUCAAAUGUAAUUAUUUAAGAAUAUACUCGCGAAAUGUAUUUAACUUCAAUUUUCGUAAAAUAUUUCCUUAUUAGAAAUUUUCAAAUUUUUUACAAUUGCAUAAAAAAAAUUAACUUUUUUUCUAUUUAUUUUUUUUUUUAAAGUUCUUUUUCUAUUUCUAAAUAUAUUUUUCGAUUUAAAAAAAAAAGUUCUUUUUAACUUUUUCUAUUUAAAUACAAGUUUUUUAUAUUCUUUUUUCAUCAUUUUUAUUCUUGCGUAAAACAAAUUUUUUUUCAUUCAAAUUUUAGUUGAAAAAUUGUUUUUAUUGGAGUUAAAUACACAAAAAAAGGGUGAAAUUUUCCUAAAUAAAAAUUUUAGGAAAAAGAAAAACUUUACGUUAUUUGAAAGAAAUGAAAAAAAAAAAUUAAAACUCUAUUUUUACAUUCUCUUAUGUUUGAGAAUCUCGAAUUGUAUGAUUGUGGAAUGAGUGAAUGAAAAAAGAAAUUUGUUUUCUCAGUUACGUUAGUGACGUCCGUUUUUUUUUUUUUUUGUAAAAGAAAUUUUUUUAUUUGUAAAAUAAUAAUAUUAUAACUUACUUAGAAGCAAAAACAAAAAAAAUAUAUAUAAAUAGAUAUAUUUGUAGAAAUUUA